AAUGAAAAGCUAUAAACCCUUGAAGGGGGUUUAAGAAUAAAAGAAGAUGCUUUUGUGAGUAGCAUCGUUUCCCAAAACCAUGUUUAUAGUGAUUCGCAGGCUUCGGCUUCCUCCCAUUUCCGUUGGGCGAUUCCAGAAUCAAGUGUGGACUCCGCCACUCCAUGCUCUCUUCUCCACUCACAUUGUCGCCGACAAACCAAUUCUGGUUCGGGAUUUCGUUCACUCUGCUUUGUACCAUCCCUUACAUGGUUACUUCUCCCAACGGCCCCGCUCCGUUGGAGUCCUUCACAGCAGCAUCAAGUUCAAUCAACUUGAAGGCAGAAAAGCUUAUAUGAGAUACUUGGAUAAUAUUUACAAGCAGAACGAUAUCUCUUGGUUUACGCCUGUGGAGAUCUUCAAGCCUUGGUAUGCCCAUGCGAUUGCUGAAGCCAUCAUGCGAACUGCAAACUUCUCUGUCCCUCUAAAAAUAUAUGAAAUUGGUGGUGGAUCAGGAACUUGUGCCAAGGGUAUAUUGGAUUACAUAAUGUUGAAUGCUCCUCCAAAAGUUUAUAACAGUAUGACUUACACCUCAGUUGAGAUUAGUCCUUCACUUGCUGAAGUGCAAAGAGAGACUGUUGGUGAAGUGCGCAGCCAUAUUCCAAAGUUCAGGGUAGAAUGUCGUGAUGCUGCUGAUCGGAGGGGAUGGGGGGAUGUGGAGAGACAACCGUGUUGGGUUAUAAUGCUUGAGGUACUUGAUAAUCUUCCACACGAUCUUGUCUAUUCAGAGAAUCAAGUUUCCCCAUGGAUGGAAGUCUGGGUUGAGAGGCAACAUGGUCGAGAAACACUUGGUGAGUUAUACAAGCCUUUGCAAGAUCCACUUAUCACACGCUGUGUUGAGAUCAUGGACAUGGAUGAGCCUAAAACAACUCGGAGCAUUGCAGUACCUACACUGAAAGGUAUUUGGUCUAAAGUUUACCCGAAACCUCGUAGAUGUUGGCUGCCAACUGGAUGUUUGAAAUUACUUGAGGUUCUGCAUGAGGUGCUACCAAAGAUGUCCUUGAUUGCUUCUGAUUUCAGCUAUCUCCCAGAUGUGAAAGUUCCCGGCGAAAGAGCUCCUUUGGUUUCAACUAAAAAAGAUGGAAGCAGCUCAGAUUAUGAGAACUAUAUGGACGCAAAGGUUUGGUUUCCCAUCAGCCUCAUCUUUCAAUCUAGUUUCUUCAUUUUCAAGCACAUCCUGAAAAUGAAGUUACAAGUGAUUAGCAAUCAUCUAAGUCACUAACUCAUAUGAUUAAAUUAAAUAAGCUGUCCCUCGAUAUUCAGUGGUUUAGAGGAAGAAGUAUAACAUUGCAAAGAACCUGUUGUAU
Messenger RNA from Arachis duranensis, 1343 nucleotides. RefSeq lists its product as uncharacterized. The transcript has 11 exons. Gene Ontology annotation, cellular component: mitochondrion. NCBI's taxonomy places the organism in Eukaryota, Viridiplantae, Streptophyta, Magnoliopsida, Fabales, Fabaceae. Bases 80 to 1258 code for a protein of 392 amino acids. The record is from RefSeq and is a predicted model, not a curated record. Gene Ontology annotation, molecular function: protein-arginine omega-N symmetric methyltransferase activity.